Molecule: messenger RNA, 1758 nt
Organism: Colletotrichum tamarilloi
Lineage: Eukaryota; Fungi; Ascomycota; Sordariomycetes; Glomerellales; Glomerellaceae
Product: FAD binding domain-containing protein
Exons: 7
Coding region: 1-1758 (585 amino acids)
Biological process (GO): lactate catabolic process
Cellular component (GO): mitochondrion
Molecular function (GO): D-lactate dehydrogenase (NAD+) activity; D-lactate dehydrogenase (cytochrome) activity; FAD binding
Source: RefSeq, a predicted model, not a curated record
AUGACCACUGCCGCUGUUCCACCUAAUCUUAGCAGUGGCCACUUCUGGCUCGGUGCCGGCAACGGAGCCAAGAACGGAGCGCCGACGCAACAACAACAGCAACAAGACGUGGAGGUCCCCAAGAUUCUCCCUCCCGGAGUCACGCAGGCUGGAUUCACCAAAUUCGCCCGCCGAGUGAUCCACGCGGUUGGAGGCGAGAACUUCACUGUCAUCACGGCUGGCUGUGACUUUGAGGGCUACGAAGAUGAUGAUUUUGGACGCAACUGCCGCACCCACGACUACUACCGUUCCUUUGACGAUGAGUGCGAGCUGGUGGGCUCAGCUCUGUGUCACCCGCGCAGCGUGCAGGAUAUUCAGGCUGUUCUUGCUGCGUGCAACGAGUCAAAGGUUCCCGUAUGGCCCAUCAGCACCGGACGAAACCUCGCGUACGGUGGCUCGGCACCAAGGGUUCCUGGAUCGCUGGUGAUGAUUCUCAGCACGCAUAUGAACCGCAUCUUGCACUUAGAUGAGACAGCGUGCGUCUGCAUCGUUGAGCCGGGUGUCACUUUCAUGCAAAUGAGCGAUUAUCUGCGUGACCGCGGCCUCUUGGACAAGAUCAGAGUAGACUCGUCAGGCCUCGGCUGGGGAUCCAUGAUUGGAAAUGCCCUGGACCGCGGAGGUGGUGCUUCCUUGUACGGUGAUAGAUGGGGAAAACACAGCGGAAUGGAGGUGGUCCUGCCCAACGGCGAGGUCGCCAGGAUGGGAAUGGGAGCGAUCCAGGACCCGGAGGGCCGUAAACAGGCGGAGCAGGGCGUUCACCCGGCCGAUCAGAAGCUCAAUGAGUGUUUCGCUCUGUUCCCGUACGGCUGGGGCCCAAUGAACGACGGUCUAUUCUCGCAGGGCAAUGCUGGCAUUGUCACCAAGAUGGGAUUCUGGCUGAUGCCCGCUCCGCAGGGCAUGACGCCGUUUUCUGUUACUUUUGAGAAGGAAGCCGAUCUGGCCGCCCUAGUCGACUGCAUUCAGCCCCUUGAUCUGAACGGCACGCUUCAGAGUUCAGUCAGUUUGCGCAACCUCACAUUGGAGGCUGCUCAUUAUGGCCCGAGGUCCAGCUAUACCAAUGCCUCUCACAAGAAAGUCAUCCCCGAAGAGGACUUUGAGAAGAUGGCCAAAAAGCUCAACACGGGCCGGUGGCGCUACAUUGGCGCCGUAUUCGGCUCCGACAAAGUCCGCGCGGCUCUCAUCGAGGAUAUCAAAAACGAGCUGACCAAGGUCCCCGGUAGCAAGUGGGCCACGCUCGACGAGUGUCCCGGUGAGCAGAACCUGUGGCUGCCCAACUGCUCCGUCAUCAUGGUCGCGGCUAUUUCCAGACUUGAAGGCAAGGCUGUUUGGGAGCAAUAUUCCUUGGCAAAGGAGCUGUUUGCCAAGGCGGGCAUCGACUACAUCAGCCACUACGUCGCAGACUUCCGGACUAUGCACAAUGUAUGCAUCAUUCCGUAUGACAGAAAAGACAAGGACAUGCGUGGCCGCGCGCAGUGGUUGGGCCGGACCCUGGUCAAGGAGUGGAAGGCUCGCGGCUGGAGCGUCUUCAGGACUCACGUGGGUCUCAUGGACCAAGUUGCGGAUGCUUAUGACUUCAACAAUGGUGCCCUGUGGAAGAUGCAUGAGGAGAUUCACGACACCCUGGAUCCCAAUGGCAUUCUAGCUCCCGGAAGAGGCGGUGUCUGGCCAAAGUGCUACGAUAAGGAUGCUUGGAUGAUGGGAAAGAAGUACAUUGGGUGA